Molecule: messenger RNA, 662 nt
Organism: Botrytis deweyae
Lineage: Eukaryota; Fungi; Ascomycota; Leotiomycetes; Helotiales; Sclerotiniaceae
Exons: 2
Coding region: 242-532 (96 amino acids)
Source: RefSeq, a predicted model, not a curated record
GCUGGCCCUCCGGGAGCCACUGCCGUGGAGGCAGUAGCUACUACUCGUAGGUACCUAGCUAUUCUUCAAUUCGCCUCAAGCCUCAAAUCUCAAACAAUUUAACAACACCACAACACCAUCACCAUCAUCACAUCACACCCCACCACACCACAUCACAAAAUACAUCGCCACAAUACAUACAUACAUACACAUACACAUACACAUCACACACGCAAAAAUCCAAGCCCCUUUAUCCAAAAUCAUGACUUCACAAUCAAUCCUUCACCCCGAACAAAAGGUUCGUUCCUGGGGCUUCUCAACCGUAUACACGUGGUCCGAUGGCCCAAACACCCACUACACGCCCCAUUCCCACAACACCCUGACCACCCAUCUCGUUACCGCAGGACAAUUGACCAUCACCUAUCCGCGCGAAAAGGAUGCGCCAAAACGGACCUAUGGCGUGGGUGAGCGAAUUGAUGUGGAGAAGGGGAGGGUUCAUGAAGUGUGGAUGGGAGAUGAGGGGUGUACAUAUGUGAUUGGAGAGUACGAGUAAAUGGAUGAAAGAUAUGUUUGAGUCUAUGUGUCUAUGUGUAAAAUUGUAGAUGGAUAAAUGAUGAUGUAUAGAAUAUUUGGGUUUGCGUGUACCUAGGUAUUUAUUUCUAUUUAUUUAUCUAAUCGAGGUU